This is a messenger RNA of Orussus abietinus, 9860 nucleotides long. RefSeq lists its product as uncharacterized. Lineage: Eukaryota; Metazoa; Arthropoda; Insecta; Hymenoptera; Orussidae. The transcript has 8 exons. The record is from RefSeq and is a predicted model, not a curated record. The coding region runs from base 836 to 5095 and encodes 1419 amino acids.
CAGUCAGUCUCGGCGCGACGCUGCAAGAGGUUACACCUGUGCGCACGGCUUAAGUAGGGUCGAACGCGAACGAGGAAGAGAGCGUAGCGUUUACCUGGUUUGGCCAUCUCGAGGCAAGCGCAUUUUCAAUUGGCGCAGUGAUACUAGGAUUGGGAUGAUCGGGUGACUACGUUAGGCUUGAACCAACAGGAACACCGUUGCCUCUUUUUCGGUAAAUUCGAGUGGAGCGCUUGGCGCGAGGGAAUCGACCAAUCGCAGUCGCCUCCACACGGCGACUGGACCCAACCGGUGGAGCAGCCCCCGUGGAGAGCUUCUCCACGGACCGAGGGAUUUCGGAAGGGCGCGCGCGGCCUACGGCAGCGACGCGAACGGUCGCGGCCGAAACCAACUUUCUGGUGAGCGGCUUCGCUCCCGAAGCCCUAUAUAUAACGGCUCCUGCCGUCGCAUGUGUUAAUUGGUGCGGAAGGGAGAUUUUAUCCCCCAGAAUUCAGACUCGGACUUUCGCCAGCGAGGACAUUGGAUCCUUUAUUAUGUAUAAUAUAUCUUCUCAAUAUUAACCAAACGUUUGGUGUCGCAAUCGAAGUUUAUCGGCGCGUUUGGAGGUGUUACCUCCUACAUCGACACCGUUAAGGACAUUUUAGGGUACGUGUUGCUCUGUGAGAUUUUUAUUCGAUCAUCGAUACCGAAACUUUUCCGACGCACUUUUUCCCCAUACUCUGGGGGCUGUACCGGAAGGUUCGCGGGACUUUGCCUUCGCGGGUGGCGCAUGCGCGCUCGCGCAGACACACGGCGGUUUCGCGCGUAGGUGGCAGUGGCUGCAGUGUACUAUGAGAGGAUGAGUUGCUCCGUGAAGAUCUCAGCCGGGAAGGGCUGGAGCGGGUCGCAGCGGAGAAUCAACUCCCUGGCGGAGGAGGGCGCAUCGCAAGCGUCCGUCCCCGCGGCCCCCGCAGCCCCCAGGGCGCCGCCCCGUCCCGUCAAGGCUAACCAGGCGAAGAAGGGCGAGGACACCGCCAAGCUCUUCAAAUACGUUGACGACAACGUCGUCGGCAAGAAUGGUACCUUCUUUGGACCCUUCGGCCGCAGGAAAGUGGUCUAUUGCGAUUACACGGCAUCGGGGAGAUCCCUGCAAUUCCUCGAAGAGUACAUCAGCAAGGAGGUGCUUCCGUGCCUUGGCGACACCCGAGCUUCGACUUCGAUCUGCAGUUUACAAUCAUCUCUCUUCAGACACGAGGCAAGAGACAUCGUUAGGCAUUCCGUGGGUGCAGGCGAACAGGAUGCAGUUUUGUUCACGGGUCACGGAACGGCCGGUGCCCUUAGAACCCUUCUUCGCCAUCUGGACCUAUCCGAGUCCACGGUGGUCUUCGUGGGGCCCUUUGAACACCACGCGAACCUAAGACCCUGGAGAGAAUACGGAGUCAAGAUCGUCCGCAUCGCGGAGACCAAGGAAGGUUUUCUGGAUUUGAAUGACCUGGAACGCAAGCUCAUCAACGAAAGAGCCUCCGGUGCAUCGCAAAUGGUGGGAUGUUUCAGUGCAGCGAGCUGCAUCACCGGCGUGCUCGCCGACGACGUGGCCACGACCUUACUCCUGCACCAGCACGGUGCCCUCGGGAUCUGGGACUACACGUCAGCCGCUCCCUACGUUCAGAUGGACAUGAAUCCUCAUCUGCCGGGGGUGGGGGAGACCGCGGUCCAUAAAGAUGCGAUGAUCUUCGCCGGUCACAAGUUCAUCGGGGGUGUACAGUCCCCGGGGGUGGUGGUCAUGAAGAAGUCCUUGAUGAGGGAGGAGUUCAGUCCCGAGGACACGAAGGAUUCCCAUAGGUAUCUGCGGGAUCCAGAACUCAGGGAGGAGAGCGGAACCGCUGCGGUCGUAGAGACCAUCCGCUGCGGAUUGGCCGUCCAGCUUAAGGAGAACGUCUCCCCCCACGCGAUCGUCGCUCGACAGGACAAGAUAUCAAAGCAAGUUCUGGCCCACGUCAGGACCAUCCCCGAAUUGAUCCUCCUCGGCAGCACCUCGCAAAACGUCAAGAGGCUUCCGAUAUUUUCCUUCAUGGUUCGGCACCCUCGAGGGACGUUCCUGCACCACAAUUUUGUUUGCGCCGUCCUCAACGACGUUUUCGGAGUCCAGGCUCGAGGGGGAUGUGCUUGUACCGGUCAAUAUGCUCACGAUUUGAUGGGCAUCGAUGAAAAAUUGGCGAAAGAGUACGAGACGAUCCUUCUGGCAAAUGGAAGCGGUUCCGAGGCAGGAGACAUGAAUGCAGAGAUGCUGAGGCCAGGGUUCGCCAGGUUAUCCUUUCCCUACUUCAUGUCCGAGGCGGAAGUGGCUUUCAUCCUGGAAGCGCUGAAGAUGGUCGCCACCGAGGGCUGGAAGUUGCUACCUCAGUACGUGCUGAACCCUGACACCGGAGAGUGGAGGCACCACACGAACAGCGUCUUCAAGGACAGGAAAUGGUUGGGUUCGAUAAGGUACACGGACGGGAAGAUGAACACAUCCGAGAGAAGAGUUUCCGGUCCUGGAGUAUUCCCCCAGAGCUACAGCGACUGCCUGCAGACCGCCAGGAACAUUUUCAACAGGGCUAGAAAGAUGGCUCAAAGAUACCCGCUGCAGGUGGAUCACAGCGAAACCUUCACGGAACGAACGGAAGCCCUGAGAUGGUUCAUCCUACCCAACGAGGCGCAGGAUUUGCUACUGGGCAACUCCCAGAACGUUAAACAGGACGUUCCCUUUAAUCCCGUGACCUACAGAUUGGGAUAUGGAUCACUGGACAUGGGAGCCAACGGCCUGCUGCUGGCAAAUGGGAUCCGAAGGUUGAACAGCGACAUUCCGCGAACCGGAAACGUGCCCAUAACCCCGAAUUCACCACGGCACCAUAGUUUGCCCAUGUUGACCAAGUCACUAGCCGGGGCGAUCCCGGAUUACAGGAAGAAGUCGAGCGAGUUGGGCCAGGGUCCUCAAGGUGUUUCCCCAAGGUCCACCAGAUCAACCGCUUCGCCGCCGCUGACCAACCAGUUGUCUCUCCCUGAAUACAGCAGUUCUGGAGUCGUUGUGGGGUCCAAUGGGCACAGAUCGCCCGCCACUUGUCCCAGUUCUCCAAUGCCGGUCAGAUUCGCCGUCGGCGAAGCGGUCACUCCAGCAAUGUUGGGUACACCAGCAGUGACUCAACUGAUCGCUAGUGAACAAAAUAUCCCUGGAAGAGCCAGAUGCAAUUCCCUGGGCAGCACCGGGACCGCGCCACCUAUUCUGAGUCCUCAGACCAUGGCCAGUUUAGGCAUCAGCACUAAUUCUAGACACAGGCAUUGUAGUUGCAGCAGUCAGACGGAGCUGAACUCCCUGGAGUAUGAAAGUGGCAGUCCGACCCAUUCUUUGGGACACGUCACGUCGACCAGCAGCUCCGACAUGAGGGUUGGUAGGUCGUCGCCGGUUUCUAACUUGUCCCAGAGCUCGGACGACCUGCACGCCUACCUGAAGGAAGUGACUAAGGAGUUGGCCACGGAGAUCAAGUCCGAGAUCCGUGAGGUCAUCUCCAAGGUGGACGACGUUCUCUCCGAGACGAACACAUCGGAGAACACGCCGCAGCACCACUCGAGGAGCCACUCGGCGAACCACUCGGAGGAUAAACAGGACUCCUUCUCGGCGAGCGACAUUGCGGAGUACCUGAUGGAGUUCUCUAAGGAGAUGGCCAGCGAGGUCAAAUCCGAGAUCAGGUGCAUGGUGAACGCUGUGGACGGGCUGCACAGGUUCUCUCCCGACACCCCUGUGUCCAACGGAUCUUCCAAUGGGCACGGCUCCCCGGAAAGGACUCUGCCCAAGACGGGACCUGUAGGGAAACUUAGCGAACUCUCCCAGGAGAGCAAGAUGUCCAGCGAGUGCUCUUCCGACGAGACCGUCAUCUACGUGAUCAAACCACGGGAAGCCGAAGGCAAGACCGACGACGAAGAUCACAGUGGCGCAGAAAUCGACAUGAAGGCCCUACCCAAGAUUUACUCGACCAUCAAUUCCGUCAGUUCCCAGGAUAGCGGGAUCAAUCUGUCGUUCCACGAGAGUGACAGGUCCGUGGAUUCAGAGCUGCGUAGAAGCAGCAGUGCCGAGUCCAACUCUAAUGGAUGUAGAAGACUUAGAAUCUCCGGCAAAGGGAAACAAGCUAGGGUGGACGACCUCUCCGAAGAUGAGAAGAUGGUCUCCGAGUGUUCCGGCCUGGAGGAAGACGAUGAAGCCUCCACCACUGGAAGUCUUCCCGAAGACAGGACCAACCCCCAGUGGCACUGUCCACCUAAGAAUAUCUGGAAACCUGCGGUGGAAGCUAUGCAGGAGUUCGAUAUGAUUCGCGACAACGACAGGGUUCUGGUGUGCCUUUCCGGGAGUCAGAGCUCUCUGGCUGUUCUUCACACUCUGCAUCAAUAUCGAUUCUAUGUCAGGUCAAAAGGCAUCAACUUUGAGAUCGGCGCCGCAACUAUUGAUAACGGUGGACAAGACCCCCUUAAGUCCAUGGUUUACCUGAAGUCCUUGGAGGUCCCAUACUUUUUUGAAGAACAGGCUGCUUCUACCGUUGACGACGAGCCCAGGGAUGCUCAAUCCUGUAGUUUCUCCGUAAGAACUGUCAGAGCUAAGCUGUAUUCGGUAGCCAAGCAACACGGAUACAACGUCCUUGCGCUGGGUCAACACUUAGACGACCUCACCGAGGGCUUCCUCUCGUCGGUCUUCCACAACGGCAAGCUCAGGACCAUGAAGGCCCACUACUACAUUCGCGAACAGGACCUUAGAGUCGUCAGACCCUUUGUCUAUGUCAGAGAGAAGGCGUUGCGACAAUUCGUUGACAGCAGAAAACUGCCGCUUAUUAAAAACGACACCAACGAAGAUCUUGCUCAGAAGCGCCAGAUGAACAAGGAGCUGAUAGCCCAGCAGGAGCAAGUGUUUCCCAGGUUGUACUGGUCCUUGAGAUCAGCCCUGCAGCCUCUGAUCCUAGCUCGAGGUCAGAACAGCGAGGUGUCUCUGCAGAAAAGACACCGGCGUCCCAGGACGAAUUCCUUCACCUCAACUCCCGUGUCUUCUAAUCAUCGGCUUCAUGAUAGCGAGACCGAUGAAGAGCCGGUCCUCUGAGGAACCUUUUCGCAGGACCAUCGACGCCCUGCAGAGCUUUCGGCGAGACCUCGUCGAGGUCGGCGAGCACUUUUGCGCGUGCCGCAGUUGUCGCUCAGCGACGACUAAGACCUCUUCGUGGAUGUAUCGGAGCGCACGGCUUCCCUACUUCACUCUGAAGACCACCUUGAAGAGUAGAUGACGAGACGUGUCGCCGCUUCCAUUCAGUGUCUGGAGUCCUUUCUGGCACGGACUCGAUUUUUUUGUGAGAUGGAAGACGCGACUGCCUCGUUGCUUGGGAGAUAAUCGAGAGAACUGAUAACCGAUUUGCACUGGGACAUUUCAGCUCGUGACGGUCUCAGUCUAGGUGCUGGACCAGGUGCCGAUUUGCAGCCUGCAGCACAGUCAUGCUUGCCGCUUGCUCGCUUAUAGUUAGCGAGACUGAAUUCGUUUUUACUUGUCAAUAGGACGGAGAAGAUGGGAAGAACCUUUUGGAGCAGCUUCUUUAGGCUGCGGUAUCUCCGAAGAACCUAUUCGGCUCACGAUUUAUAUCGAAUUGACAAUAUCUACCUUGAGGUGGUCCUUUUAACGAACGCUUGGUUUACUGGCGAGGGGGUUAGUUAAAGAGGAGAGCGACCCGGAUGUUCAAUAUCGCGAGAUGGGACUAAUUGAAUUCAGGCAGAGGAAGUCACGUGAGCUUUUCCUCAAGAGACCAGCACUAGGACCAGAUGCUGCCGAGCCUCAAGUUGCCGAUAGUCGAUCGCUGAUCGGCGAUCGCAAGAAGGAAUUCUUCGAUUGGGAGAGAGAGAUGUUCGCAUCUCUCUUAUAGAGAUCAGCACUAGGACCAGUUGUUGCUGAUCGUCGAUCGCUAAUCGAUUGCAAAAGUAAAUUCCUGGAUUCUUGAGUCGCGUAAGUCUCCCUUCCAUGGAUUGGAGCAAGAACCAGCUGAUCCUGAAUCAUCGAUCGCUGAUCGUUGAUCAAUUCGAAAAGGGUGCCACUGUAAUCGCGGAGAGUCUCAGUUUUCUCCUGGAGUUCCGCACUGGGAUCAGUUGCUGAGACCUCAAUGGCUGAUCGGUGAUAGGUAAUUUAUGAUUACCCGUCCCUAAUCACUGAUCAAGACCGUAACAACCGGUCGAACAUACUUAAUUAAUUACCGCGUGGAAUUAAGAGCACGCGAGACGGAAGAGCUGUCGUAAUGUGAUUUCUUUUAUACCGAUUUUUUCCGUUCUCUUUUCCCCGUUGGAGUUAGAUUAACAUUUUUAUAUGCUAAUUUCUAAUCGCCUGCGAUUUCUUAGUUGUCGCUGCGCGCGCAUCCCUAGCGAGAGGCUACUGUCCCAUUUAUCCGACUUCUCGUAUGUGUAUGUAUGUAUACAUAUAUACCGGUACAUAUUAUUACACGCAGUUGGACAUGUAUACAUAUUAUGAUUAUUAUUAUUAUUACGUAUCUAUAGGACACGUUUUGUACUCCUAAAUUAUUAUUAGCUGGUAAGGCUAAGUCACGAGCGCAGACUUAGUUUCGCUCGCCGAAUUCCGGGGAACUCGAAUUUCCGGACACUUUCGAGCCUCGUGCGUUUCACAAGGGUCUAAUUGUUAGUACUUUUUAUUUGCAAUUAGCCGCAACGAGCACAGCUCCAUUGCCGAUCGUUGGAUUUCUUCGUUUCGAGGAAAACGCGGACUCGAAAGUGUCAACUUCAGCUUCGAUUUUUGACAGAAUUAAGGAAGUGAGCCAAUGAUUUUCGAAUGCGAGUCCGAAUUUCAUAGCAGAUACUUUGGGCGGAAUUAUGUACUUCACUUGUCGGCAUUGACGUAGAUUGAGUUACUGAGAUGAUUAAUGAUUACGGUUGUUGUUAAAGCAUUCGAUACGAGGAGGAAAUUAUGCUCCCACGUAUUUAUACAAGAGUUUUUCCAGUCGAAUAAGUAUGUUCUCGAAAUAAAUGUCGCACCUUGGACAGCGAUAUUUCUUGAAGAUUUCGUGUUGCCGAUUGUUAUCGUCAGGGUAUUUUUAACGAUUUUACCACAUUUUGAACUCGACCCUGCCGACUUUCGUACAAUUUUCUCAAAACUACCACUCGAGUCCUUAACAUUUUUAGAAGGACUAAUUUUGCUGGAAAAAUUCAUUCAGAUGGAGUUACCAAUUGAUUCGCCAUCCCGUUUCGAGUGUUUCAACGACGACCUCGGUCGAUCGUUUCAAAAUUAAUUUUCGGACGAUUCGACUUGAUUCAACAAGCUCGUAUGUGCUCUCUCUUCUUCAAGAAGUCAAAUGGGAUGGGAUUUUUUGAGCCCAUAUCGAUGAGCAGAUUUAGUAAUAAUUCUGAUUCGGUCAACGAAAUACUGCGGAGUACUAUUUACAAUAAUUGCAAUCGAAGCGACGAUUCAUUAAAAUACCGUUAAAUUGACGAUGGGUAUGAUUGUUCAGCGUUAAGUCAUGGAUCGCACUUUUCGAUCAGACUAUUGCGUACAUGCGUCUGCUCCAGAAAUUUUCAUUUUAUCCAAUUAUGCGAUUGCCAGAAUAAUUAAAAAAAAAAAGAAAAAAAAGAGAGAAUACUGCAUCCUGUACAUAUAUUUCAGUAGUUUAAAUGAUAGCCGCAGAACGGCAGCAGCGAAUGAUACACUGCCGGCGAAACUUUCUCCACCGCUUUGCGGAAUCAUUUUGGCGGAGGUUUUUUUACUUUAUACUUACAUUAUGAAGUGAACUUCUAUGGCUAUUAGCCGCGGUAGUUGAACUUAGCAUAAAAGAGAUAUGUCACGCAGAACAGGAUACACAGGUCGUGGACCGAUCGGAUGCGUGUUUCUAUCAGGACGUGAUCGAUAAAGGGAACUUUUUUAAUCGAGUAGUGCCUAUCAGAGGAUUCGAUCACGAAGAUGUUUAUGAUCGGCCGAUCGGAAUACCAUGAUUAUGUGAAAAAGGUCGUAAAAUGUGGAGCAAAGUGAACCUUGAAAUCACCUGCAGCCAACGUGGAACAUCAUCUACAGCCGAGCAUAUAUAUCAAACUUGCGAGCUUUGCUUCGUGCUGCGCACUUACCUUUAAUUCUUCUCUCGAGCACAAUAAAUUGUGCCGCGCGGUAUGCAAAUGCAAGAUCGGCAUUUGCAUAGAUCCACACCGUGCGAAUAAUUCUCCGGAAAUUCGUGCGAAUCUCAUUCUCAUCCCUAAGGGCAUUUCGGUGGAUUUUCAUUGCCGCCCAUUAUGAUCCACGGUGCCGUGUGCGUUUUCAGGAAAUCUGUGCUUUGACCUGGUUAUGUUUGUGCAAUGUAUCGACAAUUGCAUUAGAUCGGCUUCGAAUUAUCGAAUUUCGCCUCGAGUUUCAAACCUUUGAACGCUAAGAAUUACUUCUGAUAACGAUCGCUGAUCCGCGCGUUUUCGGGUGAGUUUUUGAAAGCUUAUUUGACAAUAUCCUUUUUUUAUCCGUUUUGUAUUAACGUCUGAAAGGGGAUGUGUUAAAAUAUGAGCGAAUGCAGACAAUGAGAAGCUUACAAUCAGACGGCGAUUUUUUCGGGAGUGAAUCCUGGCCCUUUCUUGCGGUCGGAAAGGGUGCGUUCGUGGCUCUGAAAUUCGAGGAAAUUCCCGAUAAGAUACCGAAAUUUAUGUUCACGGACACGCAGAUGAAUAUUAUUCUUUGCGUUUUGCGAAUCGUAAACAAAACGUAAAUAAAUAAUCGAAGCGAGGAGUCGCAAAGGACGAUUCGCGCGGUGCGAGUCGAGGCAGGAUUACUCUUGCAAUUGUCUAGUUACCGCCUAUUCGUAGCCGCUAGAGGAUAGGUAGAUUAGCGUAAAGUAAAGGAAAAAAUGAAAAACGAGUGAUCCCAUCUGUAGCUUCUACCUGGACGACCUAGAAAUAAGACGAUAAGAGAUAAUGGCCGACGCGUUUCUCCGGACGCCGGGUCCUUCUCGCCCUCUUUUCUCUUUUUUACUCGGAAAACGACGUCCACGACACUUUUCCGACCUCGGUCGGGUGAAAGUGCAUUUCUCGAAAAAGAGAGAAAUAAAUUAACCUACGAGGAAAACGUAUGCCAGUAAAUUUGAUGGUGGUCUAAUCGGUUCUUGAGAAGCACGGUCGAACGGAGAAAUCCACGGCGACGGAGAGACGUCGAAAGGACUUUCGUAAAAAGGAUAGGUUCCUUUCAGGGGUUUUCGGAAAGGAGAAACCGACACGAGCGACAUCUGGUCAUCAUUCUCGUUAUUCGAAUUAACAGAGUGGCCACUUUUUACGCCGCAAUUUUUCUCGAGAAAGGGGAACAAAAAUUGGAGAAUGUGGAGCCCGGGAUGAAGAGCUCUUUCCUCUUCUUUUCCGAAAAUUCCGCAAUCGCGAGUCGCGUCGCGCAGGACGUGCAAUUGUGGAUGUUCUGCUCCAUGUACUCGGUCUAUUUUUUUUCUGUUAGUUUCUUCUCGGACGAUUCGUUCAGUGGAAAGGCAAAAAAAAAUGAACGUUGACCUUUGCAGCUGAUCGCUGUUCGAGCUAUUUGUUAAAUAAAUGACCUGAUUAGCAUUAGAGCGGUCGCUUUUCCAAAUUUCUGGCGUCGGCUGAUAACGGGGAAAGGUCGCAUGCGAUUUCAUUAAACGAAUCUGUCUUCGAUUAAUUAUUUUGUUAUGAUUAUUAUUAAUGUUAUUAUUAUUACCGGUUUCAAGACGUCAGAGCUCGCGACGAAGUGGAUAACCAUGUAUAACCAGAUAUUACUAUCCUGCGAAUUAUUACGGAUAGAUAUUAUAUUUUCUGAGAGUUACGAAAGUAUAUUGUUACUGUAAAGAUAUGUAAGUUUAUUUAUCGCUAAUAAAAAGAAACGAGUAAAA